AUGGCCUCCUUCCUCGCUCAAGGCGUUGAUGCCGUCCUCGAGGCCACGGGUAUGGAUGCCGUAGAUGCUUUGCGCGCCUUCUUUCUCCUCGCCGCCGCCACGACCAUCUCCGUCAGCAUCCCCUCCUCCCUACGCUCCCGGUUCCUUGUCUAUGGACCGCGUGCGACCUCGACCGACUCUAAGCCCCAAUCCCGACCGUCAGCGGGGGGUGCCUCAAUCUCCAGGCCGCUAGACUAUCUUGCGACUUGGCGAGUACCGCACAGUUACUUCACCCAGUUCUACAUCGCUUCGGUGGUCUCCUCGGUAUUUUGGGCCAUCCAACUGCUAUGUCGCGGUACCUUAUUUGAGGCCAUCUCCUCGCGGGUAAGCGAGGAGCAUCGGGUACAGACCAUGUCUCUGACCCAAGUGCUCGUCUGCUGGAUUCUGUUGGCCAUGCAGGGUUCGCGGCGACUGUGGGAAUCAACCUCCUUCGCAAAACCCUCCACAUCCAAGAUGUGGUUCGUACACUGGCUAUUGGGAUUGGCAUUCUACCUUGCUGCUGGGAUUGCGAUCUGGAUUGAAGGAUCAGAGGCACUCAUGAACUUCAAUCUCACCCUUGACUACAUCAAAAUCACCAGAGCCCCAUCUCUCCGAACAUUCAUAUGCGUCCCGCUUUUCCUAAUGGCAUCCGGAAUGCAGCACGACUGCCAUCACUUUUUGUUCUCUCUUGAGAAAUAUACUCUCCCGGACCACCCGAUCUUCCGCGCCGUUGUAUGUCCGCACUACGGAGCCGAAUGUGUGAUCUAUCUGUCGCUAGCAUUUCUUGGUGCUCCGCGGGGCCAGUCCGUGAACAAGACCUUGCUGGCAUGCUCGGCCUUUGUGGCCGUCAAUCUUGGUCUCACUGCCCGAACAACCAAACAAUGGUAUUUGGAAAAGUUUGGCGGGGAUAAGGAUGACCUCGAGCAAAUCAAGAGUCGAUGGCUCAUGAUACCAUACAUCUACUAA
Messenger RNA from Penicillium waksmanii, 984 nucleotides. RefSeq names its product putative 3-oxo-5-alpha-steroid 4-dehydrogenase. Gene Ontology annotation, biological process: dolichol-linked oligosaccharide biosynthetic process; polyprenol catabolic process. Gene Ontology annotation, cellular component: endoplasmic reticulum. The record is from RefSeq and is a predicted model, not a curated record. The coding region runs from base 1 to 984 and encodes 327 amino acids. Gene Ontology annotation, molecular function: 3-oxo-5-alpha-steroid 4-dehydrogenase activity. The transcript is spliced from 3 exons. Lineage: Eukaryota; Fungi; Ascomycota; Eurotiomycetes; Eurotiales; Aspergillaceae.